Pteronotus mesoamericanus is the source of this 3178-nucleotide messenger RNA. It is a transcript of the gene STXBP3, whose product is annotated as syntaxin binding protein 3. Gene Ontology annotation, cellular component: secretory granule; plasma membrane. Gene Ontology annotation, biological process: neurotransmitter secretion; intracellular protein transport; vesicle-mediated transport. NCBI's taxonomy places the organism in Eukaryota, Metazoa, Chordata, Mammalia, Chiroptera, Mormoopidae. The transcript is spliced from 19 exons. The record is from RefSeq and is a predicted model, not a curated record. Gene Ontology annotation, molecular function: syntaxin-1 binding. The coding region runs from base 273 to 1949 and encodes 558 amino acids.
UCACUCUAGUCCACCUGGCCAGUAGCUGCCAAGAUAAUUUUUCUGGAACAGUACUGUGCUGUGAUCUGCUUGAAGACCUGCAGAGACACCCUCCCUGCGCCUGCCAAGUUGCCUAACGAUCAUUUAAAAGUCUCCUUUCUGCUUUUGAAGAUGUAACCUGGCCGCAACCUACCUUGUUACCUCUUUUUCUCUUGUGUAACCUUGACAUACAGCUAGUCGAGAUAAAAGCAACAGUAUUUGAUGACUGCAAGAAAGAAGAUGAAUGGAAGAUAAUGCUUUUAGAUGAAUUUACCACUAAGCUCUUGGCAUCAUGUUGCAAAAUGACAGAUCUCCUGGCAGAGGGUAUAACUGUUGUGGAGAAUAUUUAUAAGAAUCGAGAACCCGUCAGACAAAUGAAAGCUCUUUAUUUUAUCUCUCCAACAUCAAAAUCUGUAGACUGUUUUUUACGUGAUUUUCCAAGUAAAUCGGAGAACAAAUAUAAAGCAGCAUAUAUAUACUUCACUGACUUUUGCCCUGAUAUUCUCUUUAACAAAAUUAAGGCUUCUUGCUCCAAGUCAAUAAGAAGAUGUAAAGAAAUAAAUAUUUCCUUCAUUCCACUUGAAUCUCAGGUAUAUACUCUUGAUGUACCAGAUGCAUUCUAUUACUGUUACAGUCCAGACCCCAGUAAUGCAAAUGGGAAAGAUGCCGUAAUGGAAGCGAUGGCUGAGCAGAUAGUCACAGUAUGUGCUGCCCUGGAUGAAAACCCCGGCGUGAGGUAUAAAAGUAAACCUCUAGACAAUGCCAAUAAGCUUGCCCAGCUUGUUGAAAAAAAACUUGAAAACUACUACAAGACUGAUGAAAAGAGCCUAAUAAAGGGUAAAACUCAUUCCCAGCUCAUAAUAAUUGAUCGUGGCUUCGAUCCUGUGUCCACUGUCCUACAUGAACUGACCUUUCAGGCAAUGGCAUAUGACCUACUGCCAAUCGAGAAUGAUACAUACAAAUACAAGACAGAUGGGAAAGAAAAGGAGGCAGUCCUUGAAGAAGAUGAUGACCUCUGGGUCCGAAUUCGACAUCGGCACAUUGCGGUUGUAUUAGAGGAAAUUCCCAAGCUUAUGAAGGAAAUUUCGUCAACAAAGAAAGCAACAGAAGGAAAAACAUCACUUAGCGCUCUUGCCCAACUGAUGAAAAAGAUGCCUCAUUUCCGUAAACAGAUCACUAAGCAAGUUGUCCAUCUUAACUUAGCAGAAGAUUGUAUGAAAAAAUUCAGGCCUAAUAUAGAAAAGCUCUGCAAAACUGAACAGGACCUGGCACUUGGAACUGAUGCAGAAGGACAGAAGGUGAAAGAUUACAUGCGAGUGCUUCUUCCAGUUCUACUCAGCAAAAACCACGAUAAUUAUGAUAAAAUACGAGCAAUCCUGCUCUAUAUCUUCAGUAAUAAUGGAACUACAGAAGAAAAUUUGGACAGGUUGAUCCAGAAUGUGAAGAUAGAAAAUGAGAGUGACAUGAUUCGUAACUGGAGUUACCUUGGUGUUCCCAUUGUCCCCCAGUCUUCACAAGGCAAACCAUUACGAAAGGAUCGGUCUGCAGAAGAAACUUUUCAGCUCUCUCGAUGGACACCUUAUAUCAAAGAUGUUUUGGAGGAUGCCAUCGAUAAUAGAUUAGAUUCAAGGGAAUGGCCGUAUUGUUCCCAGUGUCCAGCAGUGUGGAACGGCUCAGGGGCUGUAAGUGCUCGCCAGAAACCCAGAGCUAAUUAUUUAGAGGACCGAAAAAACGGGUCAAAGCUGAUUGUUUUUGUUAUUGGAGGAAUUACGUACUCUGAAAUGCGUUGUGCUUAUGAAGUUUCUCAGGCACAUAAAUCCUGUGAAGUUAUUAUUGGGUCUACGCAUAUUUUAACACCCAAAAAGCUGCUGGAUGACAUAAAGAUGCUGAAUAAAUCCAAGGAUAAAGUCUCCAUUAUUAAGGAUGAAUAGUAUUUGGAGGGUGGGGCAGUUCUUAUCAAUACUUUCAUCUAAACUAGAUCAAGAUAGUGCUACUAUUACCCAGUUUAAACAAUGUAAAUAUUUUAUAGAAUAAUGACUUUUCAAAUAUAUUUCCUAAAGGACUGCUUAUAAUUACGUAUAAUUGGAUUUGCCACUUCUAAUAAUUUAAGUAUUGUUGAUACUUUGUUGAUGAUGAGAAUAACUAUUAAAAUGCUUUUAAAAAGAAAUGUUUUCACCUUUGGAACAAAAAAUAAGAGUUGUGGGUAAUUGUUCACAGCCAUUUGUGUACAUACUAAUUACUUAUUAGAUACCUGUUUUGUGCUGAAAUACAGUUUUUGGGGAAAGAAUGAUUUUAAAUGAAAAAGUUCCAAAAUUAAAAACUGUAAGUGUGUAUGUAUGAGAGAAUGGUUUUCUAUAAGUGUACUUUUUUCACAACUGAACUUCAUCAUUUCUUUUAUGCAUAAAAUAAUUCAGUCAAAAUUAGAAUGAUUUCACAGUAUAUACUGUAUUGCUAUACAUUUCUAAAGAGCAUAAUUUUAUAUAACUUUAAAUUCAUAUAUGUUUAAAUUAGAAAGCCAAAAAUAACCAUGAACAUUCUAAGAGGAAAUAAAUAUAUAAUUAUAAGAAUUAUCUUUGGUUUUUGGGGGGUAUGCAUAGGAGAAGUUAGGAAGUUUAAAACUUUGAAGCUGGGGAGCUGGAAAGAAGAAAAAGAAUGCACCAUAAUCUUCCCACCAAGAUAACCCAUUGACUUUAAAAAAUAAUAAUGUAAUAUAUGUGUAAGGUUGGGUAAUGCCAUCAUACACCACUUAACAACAGGGAUACACUGUGAGAAAUGUGUCAUCAGGAAAGCUUGUCCUUGUGUGGAUGUCAUCAAGCGCACUUACACCUAGAUGGUACAGCCUACUGCACACCUGGGCUGUGUGGUAGAGCCUGCUGCUCGCAGGCUCAAGCCUGUCCAGCACGUUACUGUACAAAACAACACGAGACUCAGUCAAACACGAGAGAAAAUGAUGCAAUCGAGAAACACAGUAAACACGAGAUGUAUGGGGCUGCUGCCGGCAUAACACAACAUACUGUGUUUUACAGGACACUUUUUUUAUAAGCAGAAAGAGUACACUCUAAAAUAACAGUAGCCCUGGCCAGGUAGCUCAUUUGGUUAGAGCAUCAUCCCAAUACGCCACGUUUGUGGGUUUGACUCCAGUCAGGGCACCUACAGAAAG